CAGUUCCUCUCCUCAGGUUCUUCAUCUAAAGAGGAGCAAACAAAAGCAAACUCUGUGCCCAACAGCCCCAAACCGGACUCUCCCACAGAGAGGUGCUCGGCCCCAAGUCCCGGAGGCCCGGGAAGGCCGCCUCCUGAGGAGCCCCCGCAGACGCCAUGCUAAAAGCCAAAAUGGCUGCCCCGAGGAAGCCCGCACCGCGUAGCUAGAGAGGGUUGGGGAGCAAGAUUCUGCGGGAAAGGGGGAGGGGGACUCCAGGAAAAGCCGUUGCCAGGACCAUCACCCCGGAGCAGCACAGUUUCCGGGUACAGCCAUCCCUUGCCAUAACUUUUGAACAAUAUUUGGAAAAAUACUGUCUAAGAGAAAAAAAUGAUAAAAUUUUUCCUCAUGGUGAAUAAACAAGGGCAGACCCGACUUUCUAAGUACUAUGAACAUGUGGAUAUUAAUAAGCGCACACUUCUAGAAACAGAAGUCAUAAAGAGCUGUCUCUCUCGAUCCAGUGAGCAAUGCUCUUUCAUUGAGUAUAAGGAUUUUAAGCUGAUAUAUCGGCAGUAUGCAGCUCUCUUCAUUGUGGUUGGAGUUAAUGACACUGAGAACGAGAUGGCUAUUUAUGAAUUCAUCCAUAACUUCGUGGAAGUUUUAGAUGAGUACUUCAGCCGAGUGAGUGAAUUAGACGUAUCCUUUGUCACUACUGUUUUGCACAGCACGCGGCACAGCGUCAAGCCCGAGUCGACCAGGAUCAUGCUCUUUAAAUACAAAUGGAAACUUCAGAUAUAGAAUUCAGAAACAUUCAACCAUUGUCAUCAUCCCAUUCCAGUUCUCCUCCUUUCACAAAAGUUAGGUACUCAACUGAAGAGGUUCUUGAGGGGAAGUAUUUAGUUCUUUCUAGUUUGCUAAACAUCACAGGCUGACAAUAUUUUCUUCUUACUUACUGUCCAAUAAGAACACCAGUAAGCUAAAGUGGCCCCAUAAUUCUCAAAUGACUUCCCGUUUGUAAGAGGUACUAUUUUAAAAUUCAGAACUUUUGUCAUAUCUUGCUUUCUUCAUUUCUCCUCAUAGUUACUUUUACUUGAGUCUGUUUGGCAGAGAAGAGAUGAUUGAAGGUGCAAGGCUGUGAAGGCAUUUGAUUUGGGGCAGAGGUUUGGGGGCUGAGAAGCCUGGAAGCAGAGCAAUCAAGCCAAGCUUUAGGUUUAAAAUCUAGCUCUGGCAUUUACUAGCCUUGUGACCUCGGACAAUGGCUUUGAGCCUGUUUGAUCCUGGGUAAAAUGAGGAUGACGUGUAACAUGUACAUCAGAGAGUUGUAGAGAAGACUGAAAAUACAUGUAAAGCACUCAACACCAUGCCUAAAACAUGAGUAUUCAACAAAUCAUUAUUAUUAUUGUCUGGGAAGACAACAUUGUUCUUGAGUUCAGGUCAUUCUCUUGCCAAAUGUCACUUGCUAUGUUCUUUAGCUCUUAAUAGACGACUCUUGUCAUUGGCUAAAAAAUGUAGCUGUCCCAUUUCUAUGCCUAUUUAUCCUGUUAGCUUCACCAAGGUGAAACUAGGAGUAUAUGUGCACAUAAAGGUACUAAUUUCGAAUGUGGACACCAACUUUGAAUUUAAUUUCAGGAAUUCUGUACAGAAAACCUCAUGCUCAGGCUAACUUACACUGGGAAAAUUCCAGGCUAAGCUCUAAGUUAUUUUUCACUAUUAACAUUUUUUAUAACUUUAAAACUAAUUUCCUUAAUGU
Lemur catta (Ring-tailed lemur) is the source of this 1726-nucleotide messenger RNA. It is a transcript of the gene AP4S1, whose product is annotated as adaptor related protein complex 4 subunit sigma 1. The record is from RefSeq and is a predicted model, not a curated record. Gene Ontology annotation, biological process: protein transport; vesicle-mediated transport. The transcript is spliced from 6 exons. Gene Ontology annotation, cellular component: intracellular membrane-bounded organelle. NCBI's taxonomy places the organism in Eukaryota, Metazoa, Chordata, Mammalia, Primates, Lemuridae. The coding region runs from base 367 to 774 and encodes 135 amino acids.